CAAUCGUGUAAACGUCAAAACAAAAUGUAGAAGGGGUUGAUUAAUAAAUUGUAAUUUAACUAUAUUAAAAUUGUUGAAUCAAGAUAAAACAAUUACUGCGAUUAUAAUGUCGUCGAGAGUGUUGCGAAAACUACAAGGUGAUAAAGAGAAAGAGCUCGCCGAAGAAAUUUCGGACACAGAAACUGACACACCAGUAAGUGGUGGAGCUAGAAGAAAGCAGCUAAAUAUUAAUCGCUAUGAUUUGCUAAAUCAGCAAUCUCAUUCUGAGAGUGAAGUCAAAGAGGAUGACAAUGAAACAGAAGCAGCAAAAUCUUGUGAAGGAGAGCAUCAUGAGAUCAAAAGAAAAAAGAAAAAGAAGAAGAAAAAGUCUGGAAAACAUACCAAUACUCAAAGAAGUAGUGAAGAUAAUGCUGAUGUUGAUGAGGUAGAAAAAUCACUGAGGGAAGUAAAUAAGAUUCUAGGGGAAAAUUACGCUUCUAAGGCUUCAACUGUUCCGAAUGUAAAACAUGAAAAAGUUAACUUUAAAAAGAACACUUUAUCCGUUCAGCAUAAACACUUAAACCCAAACAAUGAACUCAAAAGGAUAUUUGGAUCAAAGAUCGUUCAGUGUGAUCAUAAACGUAAAAACCGAGGCAGGGGCCACGUCAAACAAACGACGAUGGUCAACUGCAAGGAAAACUACCCAAACGCCGGAAAAUCCGGUCUUUCGAUGUCAUAUCUAGAGAACAAAAACAACAUCCACUAUUUUACGUAUGAGCACAGCCAGAGUUACAGACAAGUACAAAAUAAAUUCUUGGACGCCGUGGAGAGUCUCAAUCCCGACAACAUAGUUGCCAUAUUGAACGAACAUCAGUACCAUGUGGAUGCCUUGAUUCAACUCUCUGACGUCUGCGAAUUGAGCGAACAUCUGGCAACUGCGGCCGAGCUUAUAGAGCGGGCAUUGUACUGUUUGGAAUAUGCGUACCAUCCUCUGUUCAAUGUAGCUCAAGGAAACUGUAGGUUAGAUUAUAGAAGGCAAGAGAAUAGGGCACUGUACAUAGUGAUAUUCAAACAUUUGAUGUUUAUCGGAGGAAAAGCAUGUUACAGAACUUCCUUAGAGUUUUGUAAACUGUUGUUGUCUCUAGAUCCAGAUGGAGAUCCUCUAGGAAUUGUAUUAUCCAUAGAUUUUUAUGCCAUACGCGCCAGAGAAUACCAGUGGUUGAUCGAUUUCGUCGAAGAAUGGGACGGGGCCAAAAAUCUGAUGUGGUUGCCAAAUUUCGCGUAUUCCUUGGCCGUGGCGCAUUUCUAUCUCGGAGACAGCGCAAAGGCCGAUUUAAUACUACAAGAAGCUCUUCUAAAAUUCCCCGGUGUACUACUACCUUUGCUAGAUAAGUGCAGCGUUCAGACUGACAAUAGAGUCGCUAGUCAUCAAUUUUUUGUUACUGCUGAUGAUGCCAAAAGGCAACCCACAGCACUGACCCAAAUAAUACUCCUAUAUGUAAAUAGAAGCUAUCACAUAUGGAAAGACAGCGAUCUGCUGCCUUGGUUGGAAAAGAACGUGCACGAAGCUUUAGACAGAGUAGAGAAAAACGAUGCGGUAUUGAAAGAGUACGAAGCGAAAAGAUUGAAGAGUUUCCACGGAAAUCUACCUUUGAGUAUAUCUCGGCACAUCCUACUGGCAAACAUUAAAGGAAUAUCUCCAAUGACUGAUGAAAAUAGUGGAACUGUCACGAGUUUUGAUCCAUUACCACCUUCGGAUUCCAUUAGUUUAUACACUAGACCAAAACGACCAACGCUGGCACAGCAUGCGGGGGGUAAUACCUUGAGCAUAUUCUUCAGAUCAAUUUUGCCAAAUUUCAAUCCAAACUUACCCGACCCUGUGCGCGAUGAUGAUGGAGCUCGAGCAUUACCCGCAGGUGAGAACAACAUGGAACUAGGUGAUUUGAGAAGUAGUGUAGCUUCAUUAGUGGAUGCCAUGAGGGAUUUGCUGAGCAAUAUUCGGCCGGAAGUGCCAAAUGACGCCGACGCGGAGGAAAAUGACGAUUCCGCAGAUGACGACGACUUGACAUGAUUUAAAUUCCUUUUAUUUAUGACGUUUACGUAGGAUAAAAUAAUAUUAAAUAUAAAGCUUUAAAACUA
Messenger RNA from Diabrotica balteata, 2118 nucleotides. Lineage: Eukaryota; Metazoa; Arthropoda; Insecta; Coleoptera; Chrysomelidae. The record is from the annotation of a GenBank genome assembly.